UUGAUCACUUCCUCAACUAAAACUUCUGUCGCAGCGAGGAGCCUUUCUUUCUCCGCUUUGAAAACCUUUCACCUGAUUUACUUGAUUUAUAAACACUUUAAUCUCCGUUUCUUCCCUUUAAUUUAUUCUUGUAUAACUUUAUACCGUAUGGGACGCAUUUUAAUUAGAUAAGGUCUCCAGUCUACUAUGGAUGAGGAGAGAGAGGAGGGGGGUCCUACCUCUAAGACCACUCUGUCUGGGGAACAUGGCCGCCGGAGCCAAGCUAAGAGCCCAGAGCAGCAGCAGCAGAGAGCAGACUCCCCUGGACCCAGCUGUGUCUCCAUGAAGAGCGACUGGUCUAUGGAUCAUCCUCCUGUCUUUAAAGAUGGACGGCCCUCCAGAGACGAGAGAAGGAGGCAGCAGAGAGCAGACUCCCCUGGACCCAGCUGUGUCUCCAUGAAGAGUGACUGGUCUAUGGAUCUACCUGCUAACUUUAAAGAUGGACGCCCCUCCAGAGAGGAGAGACACCAGGAGAGGUCAAAGGUUACCAGUGCUCAGUCUGUACAGCAGCAUCAAACAGAGCUGGAGAUGAACCAGGAGGAACUGGCCGACACACUGUGGGGCAAAUCUGCUGCUGUAGAGUGCCAAACUAAAUUCAAGUCUCGUUUGAAGAAGAAGUUGUGGAGUUUGGAUGAGGGAAUCACACAACGAGAGCAAAGACCUCUGAAUGAGAUCUACACAGAGCUCUUCAUCACAGAGAGAGGCAGUGGAGAGGUCAACCAGGAACAUGAGGUCAGACUGAUUGAAACAGCUUCCAGGAAACCAGUCAAGGAGGAAACACCAAUCAAAUGUGGAAACAUUUUUAAACCCUUACCUGGACAAGAUAAACCAGAUAAACCAAUCAGGACAAUAAUGACAACUGGAGUGGCGGGCAUUGGUAAAACCGUCUUAACACAAAAGUUCACUCUGGACUGGGCUGAAGGCAAAGCCAACCAUGACAUAAACUUCACAUUUCUCCUCACUUUCAGAGAGCUUAAUUUACUGAAAGAGAAAGAGUUUAGCUUGGUAGGACUUGUUCAUCACUUCUUUAUUGAGACCAAAGAAGCAGAAAUCUGCAGAUUCCACCGGUACCAAGUUGUCUUCAUCUUAGAUGGUCUGGAUGAGGGUCGACUUCCUCUCGACUUCCAGAACAACCAGACCUGGACUGAUGUCACAGAGUCCACCUCUGUGGACGUGCUGCUGACAAACCUCAUUGGGGGCAACCUGCUUCCCUCUGCUCGCAUCUGGAUAACCACACGCCCUGCGGCAGCCAAUCAGAUCCCUGCUGAGUGUGUUGACAGGGUGACGGAGGUGAGGGGGUUCACCGACCCACAGAAGGAGGAGUACUUCAGGAAGAGAUUCAGAGACGAGACGCUGGCCAACACAAUCAUUUCCCACGUCAAGAAAUCACGAAGCCUCCACAUCAUGUGUCACAUCCCAGUCUUCUGUUGGAUCACUGCUACAGUUCUGGAGGACAUCUUAAAGAGAUCCCAGAUAGAAGAGAUGCCCAAGACCGUGACUCAGAUGUACAGCUACUUCCUUUGGGUUCAGUCGAUACAGGGGGACAGGAAGUAUCAUGGGAGAGCUGAAACAGAUCCACACUGGAGUUCAGAGAGCAGGGAGAUCAUCGUUUCUUUGGGAAAACUGGCUUUUAACCAGCUGGAGAAAGGCAACCUGAUCUUCUACGAGGAAGACCUGGCAGACUGUGGCAUCGACAUCAAAGAAGCCUCAGUGUACUCAGGAGUGUUCACCCAGAUCUUUAAAGAGGAGUUUGGGCUGUGCCAGGCCAGGGUGUUCUGCUUUGUCCAUCUGAGCCUCCAGGAGUUUCUGGCUGCUCUUUAUGUCUUUCUGUUCUUCAUCGACACUGGUAUCAAUCUGCUCUCAGGAAAACGACCCACCUAUGGGGAAGAUAAACUCCUCCUCCUCUACCAGAGUGCUGUGGACAAGGCCUUACAGAGUGAGAACGGACAACUGGACUUGUUCCUCCGCUUCCUCCUUGGCCUCUCUCUGGAGACCAAUCAGAUUGUCCUACGAGGUCUGCUGGGACCGACAGGAACUAGCUCACUGACCAAUACAAAAACAGUGUCUUACACCAAGGAGAAGAUAAAAGGCAAUCUAUCUUCAGAGAGAAGCAUCAAUCUGUUCCACUGUCUGAAUGAGCUGAACGACCGUUCUCUAGUGAUGGAGAUCGAACACUACCUGAAACUACUGAAAUCAGGAAGCCUCUCCAGAAAAUCUCUCUCUUCUGCUCAACUGUCAGCUCUGGCCUUCAUCCUACUGACAUCAGAAGAGGAGCUGGACGUGUUUGACCUGAAGAAAUACUCUGAUUCAGAGGAGGGUCUUCUGAGGCUGCUGCCAGUGGUCAAAGCCUCCAAAACAUCUCUGCUCAAUGGCUGUCACCUGUCAGAGAGAUGCUGUGAAGCUCUGGCCUCAGUUCUCAGCUCAGACUCCUCUAGUCUGAGAGAGCUGGAGCUGAGUUCCAAUGAUCUGCAGGAUUCAGGAUUGAAUCUGCUCUCUGCUGGACUGGGGAGUCCACACUGUACACUGGAAACUCUCAGGCUCAAUGGCUGUGAUCUGUCAGAGAGAUGCUGUGAAGCUCUUGCCUCAGUUCUCAGCUCAGACUCCUCUAGUCUGAGAGAGCUGGAGCUGAGCUUCAAUGAUCUGCAGGAUUCAGGAGUGAAGCUGCUCUCUGCUGGACUGGGGAGUCCACACUGUACACUGGAAACUCUCAGGCUCAAUGGCUGUCAUCUGUCAGAGAGAUGCUGUGAAGCUCUGGCCUCAGUUCUCAGCUCCAACUCCUCUAGUCUGAGAGAGCUGGACCUGAGUACUAAUGAUCUGCAGGAUUCAGGAGUGAAGCUGCUCUCUGCUGGACUGGGGAGUCCACACUGUGCACUGGAAACUCUCAGCUUGUCUGGCUGCCUGGUCACACAGGAAGGCUGUGCUUCUCUGGCCUCAGCUCUGAGCUCCAACCCCUCCCAUCUGAGAGAGCUGGACCUGAGCUACAAUCACCCAGGAGACUCUGGAGCUGCGCUGCUCUCUGCUGGACUGGAGGAUCCACGCUGGAGACUGGACACUCUCAGUGUGGAGCACGGUGGAGUGUGGAGGCUGAAACCAGCUCUAAAGAAGUAUGCCUGUGACCUCACACUGGACCCCAACACGGCCCACAGACGACUCUCUCUGUCUGAGGACAACAGGAAGGUGACGCGGGUUAGAGUGGACCAGUCGUAUCCGGAUCACCCAGACAGAUUUGUCUCCCUGCCCCAGGUGUUGGGUAGAGAGGCUCUGACUGGCCGCUGUUACUGGGAGGUAGAGAGGGAAGGAGGGGUUAAUAUAGGAGUGACAUACAGAGGAAUCAAAAGGAGAGGAGGGGGUGGUGACUGCGGGCUUGGAGGGAACAACAAGUCCUGGAGUCUUAAUUGUUAUGAUGGUCGUUACAUUGCCCGGUACAACGGUAGAGGACCAGCCCUCCCUCCCCCCCCCGCUGGCUCCACCAGAGUAGGAGUGUAUCUGGACCGGCCUGCUGGCUCUCUGUCCUUCUACAGAGUGUCCCCAGGUGGAGGAGGGUCCUCAGACACACUGACACACCUCCACACCUUCUGCUCCUCCUUCACCCAGGAGGACCUCCUCCCGGGGCUCUGGGUAUGGGGGCUGGGGAGCAGCGUCUCUGUGUAAGUUAUAGACAAACACAGGACCUCCUCCCGGGGGUCUGGUUAGGGGGGCCGGGGGACAGCGUCUCUGUGAUCCCUCAGCCGUUCCCUCUGGGUAGGGGUCCUCACUGAGGCCCUCCUGGGGUCCUAGGGGGGGUUAGGAGGUGGCUCAGCGUCUUAGGACCUCCUCCCAGGGGUGUUGAUAUGGACCCCCUUAGGGCCCUCAGGGACCCCCGGGGGUCGGCUUCUCAGUGUCUCUGUGUCAGUUAUUCAAUUCAAUUCAAUUCAAUUCAAUUCAAUUUUAUUUGUAUAGCCCUUAAUCACCAUUACAGUCUCAAAGGGCUUAACAGGCCAAAUAUUUGUGACACCCCCCUUUACCCAUGCCCCCACACGGGCAAGAAAAAACUCCCUUGAAUCAGCAAGGAAGAAAUCUUGAGAAGAAACGCAGUGUAGGGGAUCCCUUCUUCCAGGGAUGGUCAGGAGUGCAAUGGGUGCCACAAAUGGCAUACAGGUAAAUACAUGUACAUCAUAUUAAAAUGGUGAUGGGGUUCUGGCCGGUUAUCCAUGAGGAGAGUCCAGGCAUUGACACACACACGCACACAUGGAGGGUGCGUGAGGGGGGGUUAUUGCCACAAUGGCAUUGUUACAGCCCCUUGGGUCCCAGCAGCUCUCUGAGGGGUCCUGCCCCCUGACCUGGACCCAGUCUCCAGUCCCAGGUCUCUGAGGGGUCCUGCCCCCUGACCUGGACCCAGUAUUCAGUCCCAGGUCUCUAAGGGGUCCUGACCUGGACCCAGUCUCCAGUCCCAGCUCUCUAAGGGGUCCUGACCUGGACCCAGUCUCCAGUCCCAGGUCUCUGAGGGGUCCUGACCUGGACCCAGUCUUCAGUCCCAGGUUUCUAAGGGGUCCUGACCUGGACCCAGUCUCAGCUCUCUAAGGGGUCCUGCCCCCUGACCCGGGCCCAGUCUUCAGUCCCAGGUCUCUAAGGGGUCCUGACCUGGACCCAGUCUUCAGUCCCAGGUCUCUAAGGGGUCCUGACCUGGACCCAGUCUUCAGUCCCAGGUCUCUGAGGGGUCCUGACCUGGGCCCACUCUCCAGUCCCCCGCUGGCUCUUCCUCAACUCACUGGUGUCUUGGGGUACAAUAAGCUCCGACCUCUGGAGACAUUUCCUCCAACACGUCACAACACACAACAGUGGAGUCUUCAUCACCUCUUCAUCAGUGUGUGGAGGGAGGAUAUUACCACACACACAACAGUGGAGUCUUCAUCACCUCUUCAUCAGUGUGUGGAGGGAGGAUAUUACCACACACACAACAGUGGAGUCUUCAUCACCUCUUCAUCAGUGUGUGGAGGGAGGAUAUUAGGAUAAAGUAAAUUAUUAACUAAUAUCACACUGAAUAACUAAAAUCUAUGACUAGGUGCCAAUUCCAUUGUAUCGCGCGCGUGUGUGUGUGCGCACGCGCGCACACUUAUACUCACCUAUUUGAAUGGCAUUCAAACGGCCGAUAAAAAGCGACAGUGUUACCCCUUACGUUUUAUUAGACGAUGGACGAUAAAAAGUGACAGUGUUACCCCUUAGGUUUUAUUAGACGACGGACGGUAAAAAGCGACAGUGUUGCCCCUUAUGUUUUAUUAGAGGAUGUUGAUAGUCUAGUGGCUGGCUUAGCCGUCUCCUGGUAUAUAGGUAAAAGUGUGAUUCCUAAUGUACAAAAUGUAGAUAAUAAUGUGAACAAUAAAGUAUGUCACGAUCAAUUUGUUUUAUUUAU
Messenger RNA from Gadus chalcogrammus (walleye pollock), 5428 nucleotides. RefSeq names its product NACHT, LRR and PYD domains-containing protein 3-like. NCBI's taxonomy places the organism in Eukaryota, Metazoa, Chordata, Actinopteri, Gadiformes, Gadidae. Gene Ontology annotation, molecular function: protein binding. Bases 187 to 3690 code for a protein of 1167 amino acids. The transcript is spliced from 12 exons. The record is from RefSeq and is a predicted model, not a curated record.